AGACUCCUGUCGAGGGCUUUGGAGUAGUUUAUUCGGAGAAAAGUUUUCAAUGUUGCGCUACCGCCAUAUUCCCUCGAGGUAUAAACUGUCAGUAUUACUUUGCUUGGCUGAUCUUUUUACUAAUGGCAGCCAAUCUAGAAACAUCAAAAAUGUAAACUUGAUGAUUCGCGCUGAAAUUUUCCCUCGGGAAAAGCUCUGAGUUCGUCAUUCUGUAGAACCACUAUCGGAAAUCGAAUUUAGGAAGCUAUUGUAUUCAAUAAGUGAACAUUGCUUUAUAUUAAAAAUUGAAUAACGUAAAUUGGUCAUGCGCACUGAGGUAGUAAAACACAGCCAGGUCGACAUCUGACAUUACAUUUAUUCUUUUCUCUCCAAGUUCAUAUGAAAGGAAGGAAAGCAAUAUUAUAAAUAUUUGGAAACUCGACCCCAGCAUUACUAUGAAUCGUCAGCAGAUUACAGAACGUGAUUUUCUGAUGUAAUGUGAAAAGAUUUCUGCCAGAAAUCAUGAUGAAUAUACAGCUGUAUACUGUGAUGGUUCUGUUGAUGUGUGCCGUCCUUUUCUCAAGUCUAACACAUUCUUCCACCGUAGAAACAAAUCAGCAAGAACUUUUGGAAAGCUUUGAAGAUUUUGCAGCAGGCCCUCAACUAUUAAAGGACUCAGUAACAAAGGAGACUGUGCAAAGAUGGUUAGAACACAGCAAUGAGGUUAGCAGAGUUUGGAACGAGAGGCUGAACAGUGCUCAAUGGCGUUAUGAGACGAAUAUUUCUCAAGAAAACAGUAAUCAAUUAAUUUCUGUCUCUAUACAAAGCGACGCAUGGUUCAGAAAACAGGCAAAAUUUUCCAGACUGCUACUCGACCAUUUUACCUUCGAUGAUUUGGAUAUGAAGAGACAGCUUAGAUUGAAAUCUGUAACAGCAGUACCUGAGAGUGAUGCCAUCAUCCGAAAACAAAAAGUGUUUCAACAGCAAAUGUCGAGAACUUAUUCGAAAUCGAAACUUUGUGCUGCCCGCAAAUGCUUGUCUUUGGAACCAGAUCUUAUAAAUAUGAUGUCAGUUAGUCGAGAUCCCAGACAAUUGUUAUGGGCCUGGAAAGGUUGGAGAGAUGUAAUUGGACCUUCUACUCGAGACUUGUUAACCAAUUAUGUCCAUCUACUGAAUAUUGGUGCCACUGAUAAUGGUUUUAACGAUAUUGGAGAGUACCAACGAGAAAAGUACUAUGAGUUUCCACAAUGGAUCGAAGUCUUAUCAGACCAAUUGUUACGGGAAAUCAAGCCCCUCUAUGUUGAACUUCACACUUACGUCCGUCACAAGCUUUCUCAAUUCUAUGGACCGGCAGUAAUGAAAAAAUCUGUCUCUACUAUUCCAGCCCAUCUCCUGGGUGAUAUGUGGGCUCAAGCAUGGGGUAAUAUUUUCCCGAUCGUUCGACCAUUCCCGUCUAAUACGAAAGAGGAUUUUGAUACAUUAAUCAAUAACCAAUCCCUGACACCAACAGAGCUUCAACAAAAAGCCGAGCAGUUCUAUGAGUCGAUCGGUCUUAAUCCUAUGAUGCCAAAGUUCUGGAGGAAUUCUGUUUUCAAAAAUCAAGAAACUGAGAUGGACUGUCAUCCUAAAGCGUUUGACUUUCACAGGAAGAGGGACUUCAGAGUCAAAAUGUGUACAAGUGAUACGGCCACCACAUACGACUGGAACGUUGCUCACCACGAAAUGGGUCACUUAGAGUACUAUAUGGCCUAUAGGAACCAACCAGAUAUCUACAGAAAUCCAGCUAACCCUGCUGUUGAUGAAGCCGUCGGAGACACUCUUGCUAUGUUUUCUUCAACGCAUAUACGUCACAUAAACCGUUUGUCUCAAGGUGGAAAUGACAAACACAACUACGAAAGAAAUAUCAACCUAUUAAUGCGUGAGGCUCUGGACAAAAUUCCUACAAUGAUAUUUGCUUAUCUUCUUGAGAAAUGGAGAUGGCGCGUAUAUCAAGGAGAUAUCAGUUCUGCUAAUUAUACUCAAGCAUGGUGGAAAAUGAGAUACGACUACCAAGGCAUCCAUCCCCCAUUGCAACGUACAGAAUCAGACUUUGAUCCCGGAUCAAAAUAUCAUGUUUUAGCUGAUAUACCAUACAUCAGAUAUUUCUUCAGCACUGUGUUGCAGUAUCAGAUACACGAGAAACUCUGUCAAGUUACAGGAAGAAAUAUUCCUAUCCAACAUUGCGACAUCGCUGGGACAAAAGAAGUUGGAGCUAAGCUUUUAGAUUUUAUGGAACUCGGUUCCAGUUUUUCAUGGCCUCAAUCUCUGAAGAGGUUGACUGGAACGGCAACAAUUUCAUCUCGACCAAUCUUGAAUUAUUUUAACCCUUUAUAUACUUGGCUGAAAAACGUCAACGACAAACAGUCAAACGAUUUGAAGCAAGAAAAGAAAUCUGUUUGAUACACUACUGAACUAUAGAGUUCAACCUUACUGGAACUGAGGAUUUUCUUUGAAAUCGUGUAUUUUUUAAACAUUUACUCAUAAAUAACGACAGAACUGUCAAUACCCACUUUUAACUGUACAAUUCGAAUGAAAUAUUUAUAUGACCUAUACAUACUGAACAACAGACACACAUGCAUACACUAUCUCUACGGAAGAACAAAUUUGUAACAUGAAGACAAAGAAUAUUUAUAUAAUUGAGAAAAUGAAACUAACUUCAAUUUUGUGUAUUGUUUUCGUUAAUUGUUUUACAGUUUUUGUUUCUGAAAAUGCAUUGCAGAUAACAGCAAAAAUAAUAUCAACUGCUGCUGUAAUAAUAGCAGUCUAACUUCCUAAUUACGCUAUGUACUCUCAAUAAAAUCUCCUGUUACGCAACAAAAAUGUUAAAAUGCUUAUAUCUCCUUAUUUGAAUCG
Molecule: messenger RNA, 2871 nt
Organism: Octopus sinensis (East Asian common octopus)
Lineage: Eukaryota; Metazoa; Mollusca; Cephalopoda; Octopoda; Octopodidae
Product: angiotensin-converting enzyme-like
Exons: 12
Coding region: 502-2418 (638 amino acids)
Biological process (GO): proteolysis
Cellular component (GO): plasma membrane
Molecular function (GO): peptidyl-dipeptidase activity; metallopeptidase activity
Source: RefSeq, a predicted model, not a curated record